CUGUGCUGGUGCUGGUGCGUCCUCUCCGCAUUCUCUGACAAUCCCGAUGCUGCUCGUUUGCGUAGUUCUUGCCUCUGUGCUGGCCCAGACUUCCAGCUUCUUGACACCGUUUCCCGUUGGCGCCAGCAGAAACAGCAACUCUGCCAUCAAGAGCUUCAGGAUGGGAAUGGAUCAUCUCAAGAUUGGUUCGGAUGCCCCAGCCUUCUCGGUGAAAGACCAGGACGGUGCCGAGGUCACCUUGUCGUCGUUCAAGGGCCAGAAGAAUGUCAUCGUGUAUUUUUAUCCGAAGGACGCCACCCCUGGCUGCACCAAGGAGGCUUGCACGUUUCGAGACCUGCAGAGCGACUACGACGCCUUGGACUGCGUGGUUCUGGGAGUUUCGGCGGACAGCGAGGCCAGCCACCAGGACUUCAUUGCGGACCUGGGCCUGAACUUCAGCCUUCUGGCAGACACCGACAAAUCCCUGAUAAAUGCCUACGGGGCGAUGAAGGCCGAGGACGAAAACAAGAUACAGAGGAGUACGGUGGUGAUCGACAAGGAAGGCAAAGUGGCGGCGGUAUGGAAUCCGGUGACGGCGGCAGAGGAGCACCCUGUGGAGGUCUUGGAGAAGAUUAAGGGGAUGUAGAGUAGCUCUAUCUGUUGGCAGGAAUGUUUCACCGCGUCAGUAUGUAGCCUACCGAGAAGCAAGCAGAGCGCAUUCGGUGGAUGAGUGCGUACUACAUCUAUGUUUGAGGAUUGCUACUAUGUCGUGAAUCUGUGUCGGUUACAUGGGAGAGUGUUUUUUUUUUUCUCCCGUCAUUGGACUUUGCCGUCUGCCCCUCUGGCCCCCAUCCUCCACUUCUAGCUAGACGACCCAACCGGGGUCACAUAGGAGGGGGGGUUGGACCCCCUCCUGCGGUUCCUGCCUGAGAUAUUUUAUCGCGAGAAUGGUACAGCAAUCCCUUCCCUCGCGACUUAUGAAGUCGAUCAAGUUUACAAACAGCGAGCUUUGCAGCGCGUCGCUUCCAACUUAGACCAGGAUUAAUUUAGCGAGAAAAAACUUUCUCUGCCGUGUGUGAGUGCGUGUCAUUUACUUUUUCUUGGUGGAACAUUUUUUCCCACCCCACGAGAAGUGGAGAUACCCAUCGCAAAAUUGGAUCAACGUUUUUUUUGUGUGACAGGAUUCCUUGAUCCUGAACCGCUACAAUAUUAUGUUGACGAGGACCGGCUGAUUGUUUUUGGUUUUGACCCAGGGCGGCGGGGUAUCCACAAACCAUCCUACACACCUUACCGUCGGCCAGCUCGGUAAUCA
Molecule: messenger RNA, 1291 nt
Organism: Ectocarpus sp. CCAP 1310/34
Lineage: Eukaryota; Phaeophyceae; Ectocarpales; Ectocarpaceae
Source: the annotation of a GenBank genome assembly